AAUAAUAAAAGAAUAAAGAAGUAUGAACAAGCAUCAAAGACUCUUUCAGCUCUCUCCUCUCCUUUGACAGCAUCUUCCACUCUCUACAUAUACAUAAUCUAUAUCCCUCUUACCACAAACACAAACCAAAUCAAUCAACCCUUCAACAUCUUCAAUUCAAUCUCACCCAACACACACCUAUUCCAAUCCAAGAAAACAAAAAGAAAGAACACCCAAAAGACUUUACACACAAACAAGAAAACCAAGAAAAUGGGUAGGAAGAGAAAGGCAAGCGAAGAAAGGGCAGAGAAGAAAAACUCUGAUCAUGAAGGGAACUUAGCUUGGGAUGAGAUGGUGAAGGAAGCCACUGAUGGGGCCCGGAGGGCCCGGAAGAGGUUUGUGGGGGUGAGGCAGAGGCCAUCAGGCAGAUGGGUGGCUGAGAUUAAAGACACCAUACAGAAGAUUAGGGUGUGGUUAGGCACAUUUGACACAGCUGAGGAAGCAGCCAGGGCCUAUGAUGAGGCUGCUUGCCUGCUUCGCGGUGCCAACACUCGAACCAACUUCUGGCCUUGUUCUUCAUCAUCUUCUACCUCUUCAACCCCUGCUCUUCCCUCGAAGAUCACCAAUCUCCUCCUCCACAGGCUCAAAACGAGAAACAACUCUUUGGUUGCCAAUUUACCUGUUAACCCGGAUCAAAAGUUGCAAAAAGAAGAAGAAUUUAAAGACGAAGCGAGCGAAUUUUCAGAUACCCAAUUCGCUGAUUUCCUUAAUGAUCCAGAACCCGAAGAAGAAGAAGAGUUCUAUUAUUCCAUUGGCAACAACAACAACGACAACAACAUGAUCACCACCACCAACACUGGUUUCAGUACUGGUGGUGGUGGUGAAUAUUACAUAAAUAGCACAAAUACCACUAGUUUUGAGUCAUGUUUGAGUGGUGAGAAAGAGAACUAUGAGGUGAGUGAUGUGGGCGAGUCUUGUAGUGGUGAUGUGAAUCAAGGAGGCGAGAGAGAAGAAGAUGGUGAAGAAGAAGAAGAGGGGAGUGAUUUGGGAGCUGUGGAUUUCCAUUUUGUUGAUGAAAUUGGAUCAUGUUACUAUUCACCUUUUGAGAUUGCUGAGGAGAUUGUGGAGCCUAUUGAGCAGGAAAUUGAUCAUGGAGACGAGCCAUCGAUGGUUAGGGAGGUGAUGAAGAGGAUGAAAUAUGAGCGCAAGUUUUCUGCUUCUCUCUAUGCGUUCAAUGGGAUAACUGAGUGUCUGAGGUUGAAGCUUGGACCGGAAAGUAGUAUCAAGAGGAGAUCAGGAGUGCCUGAUCAGUUGACUAAUUUGCGAAAUGCGUGUACUAAGAUGAACAAAGAGGAGGAGAAAGUGGAGAGCGAUAGCAGUGAAGAGGCGGGGAGGAAAGAGGAGGAAAAUGAAUCAAAUUCAACAGAUAGCAAUGAUGGCGAAUUGUCGCUAUGGAGCUCCCUCGACCUACCUCCAAUCUGUUUUGUUAAUUAACUCAUUCGAUAUUUUCUUAACUUUCCAUGAUCUAAUCAAAUCAGUAAUCAAUACUGUUUUAUCUGUUGCGCGAUGCAGUUUUCUAUUUAUGUAUUUCCCUUCUUACCAACUGUAAAAAAAGCAAGUGUAAGAAAAAAAACUGAGGGUUCUGGGCUUAAUUUUCAUCUUUGACACAGAUGAUUUGAUGUACUUUGGGAAUCACUUAUUUUUCUUUGAUUGAUCUUGAAUGCAUACGUAACCACUAUUUUAGUAUUGCAA
Messenger RNA from Camellia sinensis, 1731 nucleotides. RefSeq lists its product as uncharacterized. Gene Ontology annotation, biological process: regulation of DNA-templated transcription. Gene Ontology annotation, molecular function: DNA binding; DNA-binding transcription factor activity. Lineage: Eukaryota; Viridiplantae; Streptophyta; Magnoliopsida; Ericales; Theaceae. The record is from RefSeq and is a predicted model, not a curated record.